Molecule: messenger RNA, 335 nt
Organism: Staurois parvus
Lineage: Eukaryota; Metazoa; Chordata; Amphibia; Anura; Ranidae
Source: the annotation of a GenBank genome assembly
AUGUGUCCCCUGCAGCGUCCCCGGCCAUCUCCUCUGGCCGAUGCCAACAUCUGGCUUCUGUGUUCCAGUCCCUGUGACGUCGGGAUGUACGGGCGCCGCCGGCGGCGGGAAAUUUGAAAAUUUUAAAAAGUCAUUUUGUCAUUGCUGUUUCAACCCAUUUCACAUACAUUUUGUCCCGAGUGCUUUGUCCUGUGCCCUGCCUGCAUUUUGUCUGUUCUCUCUGCCUGGAAACUGAGAAACGUCCAUGGCGUCCAAAAAGUGUCCCUUUAGGUCAAAAGCGGGUUUAGAUCAGCUAGAGAACAGAGAUAGUAAAUCAGAACCACUUGCAGAAUUGA